This is a messenger RNA of Rotaria sp. Silwood2, 552 nucleotides long. The record is from the annotation of a GenBank genome assembly. NCBI's taxonomy places the organism in Eukaryota, Metazoa, Rotifera, Eurotatoria, Philodinida, Philodinidae.
AUGGUAUAUGUAUUACAUGAAAAAUAUGUUUGUCACAUUGUUCAUCAAGCACGUGCUAUACUUAAAACUUUACCAAACUAUAAUCGUAUUGAUUUAUCUACUUUACAUCAUAUAUACAUUAUUGGUGAUCUUCAUGGACAAUUAGCUGAUUUAUUACAUAUAUUUAAUGCAAAUGGUCUACCUGCCAUUGAUAAUCCUUAUAUAUUUAAUGGAGAUUUUGUUGAUCGAGGUCGAAAUUCAGUUGAAGUUAUUCUCUUACUUAUGAUUGCAUUGAUUCUCUAUCCAAGUUCAGUCUUUCUUAAUCGAGGUAACCAUGAAGAUAUAAUGGUUGCAGCUCAAUAUGGUUUUCAAGAUGAAGUUAAUCGAAAAUAUCGGACAUGUAAAACACCAUUACUUGAUCUAUUUAAAGAUAUAUUUAGUUGGUUACCACUGUAUUCAUCUGUUCAUACAGGAAAAUCUAAACUUAUUAUAAUACAUGGAGGAAUAUCUGAUUGUAUUAAUCUAGAAAAAAUCAACUCUCUUCAAAGAAAUCGAUGUAAGAAAAGACAUUGA